This is a messenger RNA of Myotis davidii, 6419 nucleotides long. It is a transcript of the gene WNK2, whose product is annotated as WNK lysine deficient protein kinase 2. The annotation marks the transcript as partial. Gene Ontology annotation, biological process: positive regulation of sodium ion transmembrane transporter activity; monoatomic ion homeostasis; protein phosphorylation. NCBI's taxonomy places the organism in Eukaryota, Metazoa, Chordata, Mammalia, Chiroptera, Vespertilionidae. Gene Ontology annotation, molecular function: chloride channel inhibitor activity; potassium channel inhibitor activity; protein serine/threonine kinase activity. The record is from RefSeq and is a predicted model, not a curated record. The transcript is spliced from 27 exons. Gene Ontology annotation, cellular component: cytosol; cytoplasm.
GAUGCGGUGUCGGCGCCCACCCCGGACCGGCCUCCAGAGGAGGCGGCAGCGGCGAGGAAGGAGGACGCGGGGGCGCCUGAGGCCAGGCCGGAGCCCGGGCCUGUCCGCCGGGAUGAGCCCGAGGAGGAGGAGGACGAUGAGGAUGACCUCAAGGCCGUGGCCACCUCCCUGGACGGCCGCUUCCUCAAGUUCGACAUCGAGCUGGGCCGCGGCUCCUUCAAGACGGUGUACAAGGGGCUGGACACGGAGACCUGGGUGGAGGUGGCCUGGUGCGAGCUGCAGGACCGGAAGCUCACCAAGCUCGAGCGGCAGCGGUUCAAGGAGGAGGCCGAGAUGCUCAAGGGCCUGCAGCACCCCAACAUCGUGCGCUUCUAUGACUUCUGGGAGUCCAGCGCCAAGGGGAAGCGGUGCAUCGUGCUGGUGACGGAGCUGAUGACCUCCGGGACGCUGAAGACGUACCUGAAGCGGUUCAAGGUGAUGAAGCCCAAGGUGCUGCGCAGCUGGUGCCGGCAGAUCCUGAAGGGGCUGCUGUUCCUGCACACCCGGACACCCCCCAUCAUCCACCGGGACCUCAAGUGUGACAACAUCUUCAUCACUGGGCCCACCGGCUCCGUCAAGAUCGGCGACCUGGGCCUGGCAACCCUCAAGAGAGCGUCCUUUGCCAAGAGUGUGAUAGGCACCCCCGAGUUCAUGGCGCCCGAGAUGUACGAGGAACACUAUGACGAGUCCGUGGACGUGUACGCCUUCGGCAUGUGCAUGCUGGAGAUGGCCACCUCGGAGUACCCCUACGCGGAGUGCCAGAACGCCGCGCAGAUCUACCGCAAGGUCACCUGUGGCAUCAAGCCGGCCAGCUUUGAGAAAGUGCACGAUCCUGAAAUCAAGGAGAUUAUUGGGGAGUGCAUCUGCAAAAACAAGGAGGAGAGGUACGAGAUCAAGGAUCUGCUCAGCCACGCCUUCUUCGCGGAGGACACGGGCGUGAGGGUGGAGCUGGCUGAGGAGGACCACGGCCGGAAGUCCACCAUUGCCCUGAGGCUCUGGGUAGAGGACCCCAAGAAACUGAAGGGCAAGCCCAAGGACAAUGGGGCCAUAGAGUUUACCUUUGACCUGGAGAAGGAGACGCCAGAUGAUGUGGCACAGGAGAUGGUAAACACGGUGCACUUGGACACUCAGAAUGUCCAGAUGCGGCCGGCGGGCAGCCGGGCACUGGCACCUGCUUCCCUUCUGGCAGGAGGCGUCGUCCAGCCCCUGCCCUCUUCCUGCCGACCUGACCCCGAGCCCGAGGCGGACCAGCACCUCUUGCCCCCUGCGCUGCCGGCCAGUGCCACCUCCCUAGCCUCGGACAGCACGUUCGACAGCGGCCAGGGCUCCACCGUGUACUCGGACUCACAGAGCAGCCAGCAGAGCGUGGUUCUGGGCUCACUGGCAGAUGCCGCCCCACUCACCGCCCAGAGCGUGUGCAGCGCCCCCGUGAGCGUGAGCGUGAGCGUGAGCGAGGGGCUCGUCCUGACACACAGCCUGCCCUCGCUGGGGGCCUACCCGCAGCCCGCCACGCCUGGCCUGCCGGCGGGCUCCAUCCCACCCUCCACCCGCGCUUCGCUCCCACCGCAUUUCCCGGAGCCCGCCGUGAGCUUUGCCCCUGUGCUGACCGGCCCAGGCCAGCCCAUACCCUCGGGCCACCAGCCUCCACUGGCCCAGCCAGCGCCCCUGCCACAGGUCCUGGCCCCGCCGCCCGUGCGCCCUCUCCAGCCGGUGCCCGCUCACCUGCCUCCGUACCUAGCUUCGACCUCCCAGGUGGCUUCGGUGCAGCCGACGCCCAUCCAGAUGCCACCGGUGCCUCUGCAGCCACUCACUCCUGUCCCCCCGCAGAUGCCUCCACCUCCUGUCAUCCCGCCAGUUGCUCCGCUGGCUGCAGUCGACAGCCUCCCCUCGGCGCUCCCCGACCUGCCGGCUGCCAGUGGUCCUGCGGUGCCACCUCCGUCUCAGUAUUUCUCUCCUGCUGUCAUCUUGCCAAGCCUCCCGCUCAGUGCUGCCGGCCCCCUGCCCGCGUCACCAGCCCUGCCUCUGCAGACGGUCAAGCUUCCCCACACCGCCGGGGCACCCCUGGCCAUGCCAUGCCAGACCAUUGUGCCAAAUGUGGCGGCCACCGCCACUGCCAUCCCCCUGCUGGCCGUGGCCCCACAGGGCGUGGCCACCCUGUCCAUCCACCCAGCCGUGGCCCAGCUCCCGGCCCAGCCCGUGUACCAGGCAGCCUUCCCGCAGAUGGUGCCCAGUGACGUCCCGCCUUCUCCUCUCCACACGGCGCAGACUGUGCAGGCUGCCCCUCUGCAGCCGGCACCCCCCGUGCUGCCGCAGCCCUGCCUGCCCAGCGUCACCCACCUUCCUGAGCCGGCUGCUGUCCCCCCGGUGGGGAGCCAGAUCCUGCUUGGCCACCCGCCUCCGUAUGCUGUGGAUGUCACCGCCCAGGCCCCCGCGGGGCCCACUCCUGCGGCCGUCCUCUCUCCGCCCGUGCCAGAAGGGCUGCCCCCCGCUGCCCCCGAGCACCUGCCACAGCUCCCCAGCUCGCAGGCCCCCGUGCCGAUGGCUGCGACUCCAAGCUUGCCUGUCCAGUCCGCUGCACUGCCCCCUGCCAACCUGCCCCUGACCAGUGGGCCUGGGCUCGCCAGCCUCAGCUCAGCUGUCCAGCUGACUGUGGAGUUGGCUCCGGAGGAGCAGGCCUCCCAGGACACGCAGCCUGGCCUCCUGCAGAGCUGUGAGAGCUACGGAGGGUCUGACGCCCCUUCUGGAAGGGAGCUGAGUGACAGCGGUGACGGCACCUUCGGAGCGGGGAGGCUGGAAGGCAGGCCGGCCCGGAAACACCACCGCAGGUCCACACGCACGCGAUCCCGCCCGGAGAGGCUCAGCCGGCCCCGGCUGACCAUCCUGAAUGUAUGCAACACAGGUGACAAGAUGGUGGAGUGCCAGCUGGAGACGCACAACCACAAGAUGGUGACGUUCAAGUUUGACCUGGAUGGGGACGCACCCGAUGAGAUCGCCACCUACAUGGUGGAGCACGACUUCAUCCUGCAGGCCGAGCGGGAAACGUUCAUUGAGCAGAUGAAGGAUGUCAUGGACAAGGCAGAGGACAUGCUCAGUGAGGACACGGACGUGGACCGUGGCUCCGACCCGGGGGCAAGCCCACCACCCCUCAGCACCAGCAGCCUGGGUGCCGGAGAGGAGAAGCGCCAGUCCCAAGCCAACGCCCCAGUGUAUCAGCAGAACGUCCUGCACACUGGGAAGAGGUGGUUUAUCAUCUGUCCGGUGGCUGAACACCCCGCUGCAGAGGCCCCCGAAUCUUCGCCCCCACUUCCUCUGAGCUCCGUGCGGCCAGAAGCCAGCCCAGACCCAGCUCCCUGCAAAGACCAGUUGUCCUUGAAGGAAAAGCCCAGCGCCCCGGCCGGUGUGCAGCCUCCGAAGCCACCAGGCUCCAGGGACACCACCGGGGGCACACCAGCCCCUGCAGUGCCAUCCUCCCCUCCUGUGACUGCUGUGCCCCAGGACAUGGCUGCACCAACCGCCAGCCCCAGGCCAGAGCCAGCGAGGGGGACUGCCAUGCAGGCAGGGGCUCCAGUGACCUCUCAGGGGAUGGCCAACGAGUGUGAUGCCCCCCAGCCACCGGCAGAGACUCGUGAUGCCCAGCUGGCUGCUAGGCCCCUGGAUGUGGCCCCAGGGCCCUGCGCCUCCCCUCCAGAGGCCCCGCUUCACCCCGCAGCAGCACCUGUGAGCAGCACCCUGGGCCCCGCGGGAGGCCAGGCAGCCUCGGGCUCACCUGCAGCAACCAGGGCCCCUCAGGAAGACGUUGGAAUAAAUGCCGGCUCCUUUGAGCAGCCGCACCGCCCACGCUCCCGUCCGCUGCCCGGGCCGGGGAGGCCCACCCAGCCCUCCUCUGCUCCCCCCUGCAGGCACCUGCGGGAGAUCUCAGAGCUGCAGAGCCAGCAGAAGCGAGAGAUCGAAGCCCUGUACCGCCGCCUGGGCAGGACGCUGCCCCCCAACCUGGGGCUCUUGCACACGGCCCCCCCUGCCGGCCGCCGGAGGAAGGCCAGCAGGAGCAAGCUGAAGGCUGGGAGGCUGCUGACUCCACUGGUGCAGCAGCUCAAGGUCGUGGCCUCCAGCACAGGUCACUUGUCAGACUGCAGCCACGCCCCUCUUGCCCAGGACCCCGCCAGGGCCGGGGCAGGGCCCGCCGCAGCGGCAGACUCCUGUGGGAAGGCAGUGCAGACCCAGCAGCCUUGCUCCGUGCGGGCCUCCUUGUCUGCAGACAUCUGCUCCGGCUUAGCCAGUGACGGGGGCGGAGCGCACGGCCCAGGCUGGACGGUUUACCACCCAACGUCUGAGAGAGUGACCCAUAAGUCUAGUAGCAAACCUCGCGCUCGAUUCCUCAGUGGACCCGUGUCUGUGUCCAUCUGGUCUGCCUUGAAGCGUCUCUGUCUAGGCAAAGAGCACAGCAGUCGGUCCUCCACCAGCAGCCUGGCCCCAGGCCCCGAGCCGGGCCCUCCCGCUGCCCUGCACGCCCAAGCGCAGGUGAACAACAGCAACAACAAGAAGGGCACGUUCACGGAUGACCUGCACAGACUGGUGGACCAGUGGGCCAGCCAGACGGCCGGGGCUCCACAGCUGAAGCCGUCACUCAACCAGCUGAAGCAGACGCAGAAGCUGCACGACAUGGAGGUGACAGCUGGCUGGCCCCCGGCCUCCGGCGAGAUUCGGGCUAUGAACACACCUCGAGCAGCAGUGGGGACACCAUGUUUGGCCCUGGCGUCCGGCCCUCUACCCACCACGGUCAUUCCUGGAACUGCCCUGGCCCUGCCCGUGCCCAUGCCAGGUACUGCCCUCUCUGGCCUCUCCGCCCCACCCUGUGCAUGGCCUCUGGGCCAGUACAGAAGCCCGCUUCCAGCUCCUGUGUCCUGGGGUCCCUGGGCCACCCAGGCUGGCAGCCGGAGCUCUACCUGGGGGCCGGGUGUGGGCACAGCCGGGGCGCCCAUGCUUCCUGAGUUCCUGUGGCCACCUGUGGUUAGCAUGCCAGGCCCCAGGCCAUGGAUCCUGUAGCUCUGUCUAGCCACUUGCCAGAUGGAACGUGUUGAACUGAAUGCCCAUAGGAGUCGGGCUGUGGUUUGGCCUGCUGGUCCUGCCCCACCUGCCCGAAGUGCCCAGGGAAGGGCCUGCUGCUGACCCCACUUACCCCCAAGGUUCCCAUAGGCCACACUCACCAUCUUGCAUCCACUUUCUGUACUUGAAUCGAAGCUUAGCACGUUGUAAUCGCCCUGCAGGAUUACAGUGCCUGGGACUCCAGCUUUCCUGUUCACCGAUGGAAAGAGAUGUGUAAAAUCAUGUAUUGGAAAAGGAGUAUUUCAUUGACAACGGGCUUGUGUGUUGAUACCUUAUUUCCCAUUGUAAGUUUAGAGAGAGAUCAGUGGUUUACAAAUCGGAAGCUGCAGUCUGACCUUUAGGUGCUGUAAGUGGUCAUUUUUUUAAAUUGAACUAGUGACCUUGACUAUGAAGAAUUGCAGAUGGUGGGGAGCCCUGCUUCCUGCGUGUAGGAGGCCUCUUGGGCUCCACGUCCCUGGGCGCAAACAUGAGCACACCCACAGCUGCAGGCGGGCACUGCCCGGCGCCAGUGUGUGUGGUCCCGGCCGUGCGUUUGUCUCAGUGAGGAAUGUUAGCAGCUGUGUUUGGCUGUGUAGAAGCUGCUGGAAAGUGCUAGGUGAGCAGACAAGCCCUCGGACCCACAGCCAGGCAGGACUGCUGUGAGCUGGGAGGUGAGGGUGUCUGCUCCUGGGAGCUGCCUCCUUCCUGCAGACACAGCACCCCCUUGGCUCGGCACCCCUCCUCCUGCUGGCCUCCUUUUCCCCAGGCCUGGGGCUGCCUGCCCCCCUCUGUGGCCUGCUCUACCCCUGCAUAUCCCCUCCCGCACCCCUGGAGCCCCAGGCUGCUCUCCAGAUUCCAUGGCUGCCCAGCAAGGGGCAGUGGGACUGGCCCAGAGCGGCAGGAGCCUGGCGGGAGCUGGAGGCCCUGUCCCUCACUGUCCACUGCUCGGGAGGCCCUGGGGGCUGCGCAGCUGUGACUGCAGACACCGUGUCCUGGGACCUCGCUAGCACGGCUCACUUGCUUUGGUGUCUAUGUCUUACUCCGUCAGUUCAGUGAGGAUUGACUUGUGGGGAGGUUGUGCAGCGUCUUCUGCCGGCUGCACGCGCGGCUUCUUUCUCCGCGAGGUGCCCCUCGGUCUCUUGUUGAGUUUUGUGUCCGGAAGCCCCACCCCGCACCCUGCAGCCCACUGCACCCUCGGGAGUGUUGGCGCUCGGCCUUGUACACGCAGGGCCAGUGGCACAGAAUCCCCAGGAGACUGUAUAUGAAGGAGAAAAAUAAACAUUUUUGUUGGAAAAUAA